AUGAACGGCAUUGACGGAGAUCGGACAGCGCCAUUGAUCGACAAUUAUUCUCAGACGCCCAAGCUGGGCGAGCUCACCUCUUCUGCUGCGAGUCGAUACCCCCUCGCUCCCUCCGCCGACGCCGACCCUGAGACGCAGGACGCCAUGACCACCCCCAUCUUCUGGAGGAUCGGAGCCGCCCUCGGCGCGACUGGUGUCGCCCUCGGCGCAUUCGGCGCCCACGGGCUCAAGUCGCACAUCUCUGACCCCAAGAGGCUCUCCAACUGGUCGACCGCUGCCCAGUAUCAGCUUUUGCAUUCUGGCGUCCUCCUUCUAGCGAGCGGCAACCCGGUCGCCAGCUCGCUGUUGACCGCCGGCAUCGUCAUGUUCAGCGGCAGCCUCUACGCUCUUACCCUUGACCCCGAGACCUUUAGGCCCUUGGGUCCCGUCACCCCCUCGGUGGUCUCUGCUUGA
Molecule: messenger RNA, 453 nt
Organism: Parascedosporium putredinis
Lineage: Eukaryota; Fungi; Ascomycota; Sordariomycetes; Microascales; Microascaceae
Source: the annotation of a GenBank genome assembly